UUGAAUUCUUAUCAGACACAAUCUCGAGCACGGUAAGUCGCUACCGGACGAUACAGUUUAGCGGAAUGGAAUAAAAAGUUGUUCGGAAGUUCCGUUAAUACGAUAGAACAUUAACCGUGUUUCGAAGCCGUGAAAAUUCAGUGAAAACGAUUGGGUUUUAUUUUAUUGUUUUUGUUUAAAUCUACAACAAUAAUCAUGCGGAUCUGUGUUUUCAAAAUAUUUUGACGAUGACCCGUCGACUCUGCGAGGCUUCUUUUUUUCGGUGAAUUUGACCUUGGAACUGGCUCGUCGCUUUUGUUGUCAGAGCAGUUAGAUGAUGGACAGAGAAGCUCUGCUUUCGAUAUCCGCUUGUUGCAAUCUGAACCUCCAACCCAGACGCAGGGAUCGCGAGAACUCGAUGGUAAGCGGGAAUCACAAUAUGGCGAACGGCCCGAGCUCAGGAUCCUUGUCGCGGGAGGAAAGACGUCGGCGGAGAAGAGCGACUCAAAAGUAUCGAACGGCUCACGCAACGCGUGAACGAGUACGAGUGGAAGCUUUCAAUCUCGCGUUCGCGGAGCUCCGUAAACUGUUGCCAACCUUGCCACCGGACAAGAAGCUGUCAAAGAUCGAGAUACUGCGCUUAGCGAUAUGUUACAUCGCUUAUUUGAGUCACGUACUCGAGGCGUGAGGGAACAAUAACAAAGCUCGAGGAGCAAAUAAUAAUAACGAAGAAAAAUGGAACGAGGGCCUAAUGAAGCUGCUUAAAAGUCACUAAACUGUUCAUUACUACCUCUCGACAGCACGUCGUUGCGAUUAAUUGUAAUUAUUUUGUCAAAUAUUUGAAUACUAUUUAAGAAAAUAGAACGGUACGUAUGAUAACAAAAAUUGUGAAUAGAUAAAAAAAUACGAUUGUAAUUAUCAGUCGAUUAGAAAUAA
Venturia canescens is the source of this 915-nucleotide messenger RNA. RefSeq names its product helix-loop-helix protein 1-like. Gene Ontology annotation, molecular function: RNA polymerase II cis-regulatory region sequence-specific DNA binding; protein dimerization activity; DNA-binding transcription factor activity, RNA polymerase II-specific. The record is from RefSeq and is a predicted model, not a curated record. Gene Ontology annotation, biological process: regulation of transcription by RNA polymerase II. The coding region runs from base 314 to 667 and encodes 117 amino acids. The transcript has 4 exons. NCBI's taxonomy places the organism in Eukaryota, Metazoa, Arthropoda, Insecta, Hymenoptera, Ichneumonidae.